UCCUGUCGGCUGCUGGAGGAGAGACUCGCUCAUCUCAGACAAGGAACGCGCGCUCCGUUGUGUUGUCCACGGCAACCGACACACGUUAUCGCUGUCAUUGUUGUUUUCCAGCAAAGGGAAUCGUGGAUUCUAACGGGUCGCUCUGCAGGCAUGUCAAAACUAAAGCUAAUAUCUGCAGCAGACACUCAGUACGCAGCAUCUCUGUUGAGGUCCAUCAAUGAUGAGCGGCACAGCGGUUUAUUCUGUGAUGUCACCAUAAUCGUGCAAGACCGCAAGUUCAAGGCACACAAAUGCGUGCUGUCUGCCUCGAGUACCUAUUUCCGUCAACUUUUCUCAGUUGCUGGACAAGUGAUAGAGCUGAACUUCAUCAAGGCAGACAUAUUCGAUAUGGUCUUGAAUUACAUAUACACUUCUAAAAUCUACAGAGUUCGAUCAGACAGACUUGAGGAUCUCAUCAGCGCCGGUCAGGCUUUGGGCGUGACGUUCAUAGCCAAUUUAGGAACGCCGCUCGCACAAGUCAAGGGAUUACCUGGCCUGUCCAAAGAAAGUGACAACAACAGCAUUGGUUCCUCUGAGAAGAAUGAGACCGGAGGUGAGAAUAUGCCGAUCAUCACUGAGACGUUCUCACUGUCUGCUGAAGAAUUCAACAUGGCGUGCGGUAAUACGGAAAAGGAAGUGGACUCGGACAGCGAUGAUGUUCUCUUCGUCUCAAAAACAGAGGCACCUCAAGCUCAAAAGACCAAGAUAUCAGAUGUUAAUGAUAAAGAAGGAGGACCAGAGGCUAAAAAACAAAAAGUCACAAACGAGGAAGGAAUUGCCUCUAAAGAUUCAACAGCCCAAGAGAGUAACAACAAGAUUUCUUCUGAAAGAGAUACGUCACUCCUAAAUAACCUUGAGCCCCAGCCAGACGUUGUGCUCCUCUCGAACCCAGAAGCCAGUAGCAGUGUUCUCACUUCUCCAGUAAGAUCGAGCUCAAACAGCGAACCCACCACCCCAGCUGGCGUGAGCAGCCUUCCUUCGGAUCCUCACAGCACCUCGCUGCCUCUAGACAACAACGAAGUGCUCGGAGUCCAAAAGAAAAAGGUCCUUCUAGAGCACUCGCCUGAUCAGCCCGGAAAAAUCAGACUGUCGGAUGUAAGGCCGAUGUAUAGCACCAAUAACGGUCCAGUACCAGCAAUAAACAUGGCCAUGACAGUGUUGGGGAAAAAGACGAUAACAUUAGACAAAGCCUCGGAAAUCGAUUCGCUGUCGCCUGGUUGUAAAGUGUAUGCCAACAUUGGUGAAGACACCUACGACAUUGUUCCAGUAAAAGAGGAUCCUGUGGAGGGAUCGGCUCCUGGUAGAAAAUCGCAAAUCCCACACGGUGUUCCCAGUGUGACCAGUCACUCACCUCGAGGAAAGAAAAAAUUCAAGCUGGAUCAGGAGGAUCACUAUGAACUUAUCAUGGAUGGAAAGACCUUUUACGUGUGUAUUGUGUGCAAGCGUCCCUAUGUGUGCCUGACGAGCCUCAGGCGGCACUUUAACACUCACUCGUGGGAACGGAAGUAUCCGUGCCAUUACUGCAGCAAGGUUUUCGCCCUGGCCGAGUACAGAACCAAACAUGAAAUCACUCACACGGGCGAAAGACGCUACCAGUGUUUACUGUGCAAUGAAACCUUUCUCAAUUAUCAGAUUUUGUCCACCCACUGUAAGCAAACGCACAACCAGGACCCGUCGGGAAGGAAAGAGAAAGAUGAUUCAUGCAACAACUUGUAUCGGCUGCUGCCUUGUAAAACAUUGCAGUUCAAACCAUAUUCCUUUGUGUCCGAAGAGCCGGGGGAGAUUCCGGUCAUCAGUGAAGAUGGGACUGUCCAACAUGUAAACCCAGACAAAGAGCACUUUACCAACCAGCCACUUGCAGCUAGCCAAAGCAAAGCAAUGACCUGGGACGACAUCUUUGUAGAAUCUGAAGCACAAAACCGACCGGCGGCUCACGUUCGACUGGGUCCACCUUCACGACCUAUCGACCAAAUAAAUGCCGAAACCAGGAAUGAAUUUGAGUUUGUUAUACCAGAGACGUACUGAGCAUGCUUGUGCACUGCUCUGGCACAGGUGCCUUGUUUGUGUUUUAAUUUUUUAGUCUUCUGGACCCUUUGAUUGAAAAAUCAAAGUAUCCAUCAACUCAUGAAUGUUUUUUCAAGGUGCUUUAAUGUAUAUUUAGAAAAUGUAUUAGUGUUGGUUUACAGUUCAGUUUCACAGUCCAUUACUGAAUCAUAAAACUGCUUCGUCAGAUAAUAUUACUAAGUAGACAAUGCAUACUUUAUGUACAGCUACAUUAGACCUGUGUAGAGCUGAUCCUUAAGAUUUUCUAUUCCCAUUUAUAUUCCAGACAUUACAACCCUGCUGGAUGUAAUUAGUAGGGAUCAAGUACUGGCUGUUGCAGUUUGUUACAUUUAUUUUUACAAUUCUGUACUUUUGAGAGCGUUACAUAAAUCCUAUCAAAAAUCAAAUGUAACUUAGGAGUCAGCAAACUUAAUUA
Cyprinus carpio (common carp) is the source of this 2518-nucleotide messenger RNA. RefSeq names its product transcriptional regulator Kaiso-like. The record is from RefSeq and is a predicted model, not a curated record. Gene Ontology annotation, biological process: regulation of transcription by RNA polymerase II. NCBI's taxonomy places the organism in Eukaryota, Metazoa, Chordata, Actinopteri, Cypriniformes, Cyprinidae. Gene Ontology annotation, molecular function: DNA-binding transcription factor activity, RNA polymerase II-specific; RNA polymerase II cis-regulatory region sequence-specific DNA binding; protein binding.